Messenger RNA from Cynoglossus semilaevis (tongue sole), 3587 nucleotides. RefSeq names its product metastasis associated 1 family, member 3 (gene mta3). The transcript is spliced from 19 exons. Lineage: Eukaryota; Metazoa; Chordata; Actinopteri; Pleuronectiformes; Cynoglossidae. Gene Ontology annotation, cellular component: nucleoplasm; NuRD complex. The record is from RefSeq and is a predicted model, not a curated record. Gene Ontology annotation, biological process: negative regulation of transcription by RNA polymerase II. Gene Ontology annotation, molecular function: transcription coactivator activity; sequence-specific DNA binding; transcription corepressor activity. The coding region runs from base 238 to 2340 and encodes 700 amino acids.
CUGGUUGUUCUGACUUGUGUGAGUUCACUGUAUUGUAAAGGCUGCCGUGAAUCGCAUUAGGAGAGGGGGCGGUUUUAGGAAGAUUCUGUAUAUUGGCCGCCCAUCAAGUGCCUCCGCGAUCACAGCCGGUCGCGUAUUUUGUUACAUUUUAGGAUAUAUUUUAAUUGUUUUUAUUAUUAAUUAUUUAUUAUUCUCCUGUUAGUUUAUGGUUUACGUUAACACUCCGGGAGGGCAGAAAUGGCGGCCAACAUGUACCGGGUCGGAGAUUAUGUAUUCUUUGAGAACUCAUCCAGCAACCCUUACCUGAUCCGCCGAAUAGAAGAACUCAACAAGACUGCUAGUGGGAAUGUGGAAGCUAAGGUGGUUUGUUUCUACAGAAGGAGAGAUAUCUCCCACAGCCUCAUACAGCUUGCAGACAAGCACGCAAAGGAGCUGGAGGAAGAGAAAGAGAGCCCAGCAGAGACAGAUUUGACAGAAAAACAGAAACACCAGCUUCGCCACAGAGAGCUCUUCCUUUCUCGGCAGUACGAGAGUCUACCUGCAACACACAUCAGGGGGAAAUGCAGCGUUGCGUUACUAAAUGAGACUGAAGCUGUUCUGUCGUACCUCGACAAAGAGGACACCUUCUUCUACUCCCUGGUGUACGACCCCACACAGAAAACCCUGCUGGCAGACAAAGGAGAGAUUCGAGUCGGGCCGCGUUUUCAGGCAGAUGUACCUGAAAUGUUACAAGAGGGAGAGGCAGAUGACAGGGACCUGUCCAAGCUAGAAGAGAAGCUUUGGGAUCCAGAGUGUCCACUCACCAACAAACAGAUAGACCAAUUCCUAGUAGUAGCACGGGCGGUGGGGACCUUUGCCCGAGCGCUGGACUGCAGCAGUUCGGUCAGACAGCCUAGCUUACACAUGAGCGCUGCUGCAGCCUCGCGAGACAUCACACUGUUCCACGCGAUGGACACGCUGCAUCGCCAUAAUUACGAUCUGUCCAGUGCGCUGAGCGUGCUGGUCCCAGCAGGAGGCCCAGUGCUCUGCAGGGACGAGAUGGAGGAGUGGAGUGCCUCAGAAGCCGCCAUGUUUGAAGAGGCAUUAGAGAAAUAUGGAAAAGACUUCAACGACAUUCGACAAGACUUUCUGCCAUGGAAGUCCCUGACCAGUAUCAUAGAAUACUACUACAUGUGGAAGACCACAGACAGAUAUGUGCAACAGAAGCGACUCAAGGCAGCAGAGGCGGAGAGCAAACUGAAGCAGGUUUAUAUCCCCACGUAUAACAAACCCAACCCUAACCAGAUCUCAGUGACCAAUGGCAAGGUGGCAACGGUGAAUGGCGCAGGCACCGGGCCCUAUCACACAGCGGGAGGCGGUAGAGCCUGCGAGAGCUGCUACACCAUGCAGUCGGCCCAGUGGUACUCAUGGGGUCCUCCCAACAUGCAGUGUCGCCUGUGCGUUUCCUGCUGGAUGUACUGGAAAAAGUACGGCGGCCUGAAGAUGCCAAGCCGAGCAGAGGGUCCAGAGGAGAGGACCUCCCCCACUCCCAUAACCAGUGAGCCUCGUCCUCGAGGUCACGCUCCACGUCAGUCCAACCACAUGGUGCCGAUGCGAAACAGCGGCAGCCCGAAGUCCUCCAUGAAGACUAAGCAGGCCUUCCUCCUGCAGGCCAACCGUCUCACCAAGAUGGCCCGUAUCAUUUGCCGUGACAUGAUCAAGCUGCGCCGUGCUGCGCGCCGGCCCUUUGUUCCCAUUAACUGUGGGUCCCUAAAGGCAGAGUACAUGUUAAGGGUCUCAGAGGGGCAGGGGACUCGCCUACCCAAAACCAGAGCUGCCCAGAGGAGCACUCUGACCAGUGUCCUGCAGUUUUUAGAGUCUCGGCCAGCAGCCCAUACCCCUCGUUCUUACCGCACCCCUGGCCUCCAGACGCCUCCCCCACGGCGCCUCCUCUCUUCUCUGCCACAUGGCCCCCAUGGCAUGCUGGGAAAACGCAGCUACCAUCACCACAGCAGGACUGAGCCUGACAGACGCUCAGAAAACCCAGUGUCCACAGGGGGACCCCUCCUGCACAAUGGCCGCAACAGCACCGGUGGAAACACCAGGGGUGGAAUGAUGAUCCGUAAGAGGCGCCCCAACUGGAUUGAUGCCCCUGAUGACAGCUUCUUCCUCGUCACUCGAGAGACCAGGAGGGCUCGACGGCUGCUGUCCCGCUCUCAGCUUAGACACGCCUGCCGACAGCCCUGCGAACAGAUCACCUUACGCAGGGUCUCCCAGGGCCCUCCUCAGGGGCUCGUACUGGCACCCCCACACCCUCACCCCAGCCUGAGGAUGCGAGGCCCCAUCGUCAUCCACGACUGACCGCACGCAGACGCAGCCAACUCCACGCCCUGCACACACUAACAAUUCUCACCUCAUACAACGUUUUCUUUAUGGUCCUCAAUAACAAUCUACAAUCCUCAGUAACUACUACAGAUGAUGAUUUGUACUGCAAUAGACACAAACACCUGAAAUGGAUGAAAUCCUCUGGAAGCGUGCGUGCGUAUGUGCGUGUGUGUGAGUGUGUGUGUUUUGUAUGAUAGUGUAAUGAACAGGUUUAAACACAGGGGAGUUUCUGUCCUGUUGUUGGCUUUUACAGACAGAUAUAAUGACGUGAUCUUUGUGUUGAUGGUGAAAUGUUGUGUUUUUUUCAGUUUGUACAAAGUUACUUUACGUCGAGGCAUGAGGGAUUAGAAUAUGUUUUGAUUGGGUGGGAUAAGGGACCGAGGGUUGGUUUUCAGUUUUUUAGGUGGUCUUCUUGAACUUUUGGAGGAAAAUGUCUGAUGCUGACAUUAAAAAAAAUCUAAUGCACUGAACCAGCAGCCUGUGAAGAAAACGGCUGCUGUAAAUCCACCUGCAGUUUCUUUUUUGUUGCGCUCACCUUGAUGACUGAAUCAGAGGGCUGAAGCUGGUGUUGAAGAGCCACAGCCGACCUUGUACAAAGCUGUCACCUAUUCAUGACAAAUCCACAGGUUUAGGAGCUGGUUAAAGCAAAGAAACACUUUUGUCUUCAUCAAACCUUGUAUAUCUCAUUACAGGACUGUAAAUCUACUCAUCCUAUUUCUAUAGACUGCUGACACAGCCCUGACUUGAAUACUGAAGCACUUCCCCUGCAGAAAAAAAGGCAUGAAUCAGUCAUAGUUCACUUUGAGCUGAGAUGGUCAAGCCAGACUUUGAGGCUAAAACCCAGCGGUAGUUGUGGAUAUUUACUGACAGCAUCAUUUUCUUUGUUCUCCUAAGCUGCCAGGCAAGUCACAACUUCUCUUUUUAUUUUCUUCUUCCCAUUCUCCUUGAUCCAUGUCAGCAUUACCUCAGAACGUUGCUUGUGAACCCAUUCGCCCAUCGGGUGUCUCUUCAGAUCUUCAGUUUAUUCAACAAACAUUGCCGUCGCCGCCAGCAUGUCUCUGAGGUGAGAGCCUCCACCGGCCAGUGGGUCAUGUGAUUUCUUCUCCUUCAAUCAGAAUGUUUAUGUUAGUGUUUUACUCGUAUGUCUUGUGUUGAAUUAUGAAUAUGCUGAGAACAAUAAUGAUGAUCAUAAUAAAAAUGUAGAAAAACAGCAGUGUCCAGUC